AUGCAAUAUCUUCCACUCCCAAUAAACCUAGAUCUACUCGAUCAACUUGUAUAUGAAUAUCUAAGACACGAGGGAAUUCUUAACGAAGAAAGCGUUAUAGACGAGUGGAAUAAGAAAUAUAAUAAAUGUACACAUAAUGUAGAAAAACUCUGCAAAAUCAAUGAAAUAAGGCAACUCAUCAAUAAAGGCGAGAUACAGGCUGCAUUCGAAUGUAUAAAUCAAGUAUAUCCUGAAUUACUAUUGAAGCCAAGAUUAACGUUCAGACUAUAUAAACAGCAGUUCAUUGAAUUAUCCCGUGAUAAGCAAAUCACAAAUACAACAGCAUUAGAAUAUCUUCAAAGACAUCUCGCUCCGUGUGCACUCUCUUCAGAUCCGCACGCAUUCACCGAAUUUCAACAGACAUUAUUAUCAUUAGUGCUCGGGAAUAACACGACCGAUGACCACAGUAACAGUAAUAGUGUUUUCAACUCGAUUCUAUCCGAAGACAAUCUUGGUUCCUCGGUCACACCACCAAAGAGUACGAAUAAGACAAGCGACGAUUGGUCAAUACGAAAAAGAGAGGAACUGGCUGAUGAUGUAUACAAUGUUUUAUUGAGAAGUAUGGGAAUUAGAGAGCCUAUACUGGCGCUUGGGAUACGCUACCUGAUAAUUAUCCAUAAUACAUAUCACGCGCUCCGAGGAGAGGAAGCAUCAAUUCCUGAAGCAGCACAGCUUCUACUCCCAGAACGCGACGAGGAAGACGAAAGCGUUCUAUCUCAUAUGGACGGAAUAGCAGGCACUUAUGAUGGGAUUGAAGUGCUGGAUACAGAUGAUAUGGAGAUUGACCAAGAAGCCGUUAUGCUUUUAGCUCAGACUGUCGGCAUAUCUCGCCUACAAGCUCGAAUGUCCGUAAAGCGGGCGCAUGGUUCUUCCUCGGAAGCGUUAUUUAAUGAACUUUCCCGGAUGCGCAUUUCUCGCUCACUUCUUAAUGCACUCUGCAUCAAUUAUUACGUUCAACGCACCGCGUUUCCAUCUUCCUCUCAACCCCUCCCGUCGUAUUCAUUUCCUUCUAAUUCGUCUUCGCCUAUGCUCACACCAAGCACAACCUUGUUAAAUACAUACCAGCCUCAAUCGAGCAAUGAUUCGAUUGAAAGAGUCGGCACCUGCGUUCGAGAAAUUGUCAUGAAAGGGGAAGGAAACGUCGCAAAGAGAGUUCUAGAGCAUUUGAGUACAAGUGGUGUGACAUCAGUUUACGAUAAAUUAUGCAAGUGGAACAGAGAGAACGAAGGCAUAAAGUGUAAAAAUGCGAGUUCGAGAGAGCGUAAGAUUGGAGGAAAGCAAAAGAACUGGAGUAAGGACAACGAUAGCAACGUGGGGAGGAAUGACAACUUUGAGGACAAAAUUGAAAACGAAACGAUGGAUGAUGCAUUCGUACAGGAUACUGCAUUCCCGUAUGAAGAUUUGGAAAAAACUCCCGUCUCUCCACGCUUGUGGUUUGCUUGGAAGCAAUGCGAGUUUUUGGAACAUUUACGCGUAAAUGAAUGGGACCAGGCUGUAAGGAUAUUGAGAGAGGAAAUGAGUCCACUGACGAUAACAUACCCUGAUCUCUUAGACCCGCUCAAAGACUGUACUCUUCUCAUUGUAUACCGUAACUCGACUAAAACGCCGCUUUCCUUUUUGCGCACCUUGUUUACUCGCGAGAGAAGUAACAAUUGUGCAGUCGCGGAAGAGAGGAGUAUUGGAAAUGACGAGAGAGGGCAAGAGAGAGAGAUGGUGAAUGUAAGAGAAGUUAUUGAUGGAAUUUAUGCGAAUUUCAAUCCCCAAACCCUCAUUCGCCCUCUCUUGACCUCUCUGGCCAGUAGUUCAUAUUCUCCCUUCGCUACCACUUCCAAAGAUGCCGCUUCCCCACCUUCUCUUCCAUCGCCUAUAGUACCGUCCCUUGUGGUUCUUUUUUCCCAUUUGCUUGAUAUUCAUUCUAAAUGGUUCGAAUAUCAACAAAGCGAAGAUAUAUUCCAAAGUCUCUUUCAUUUGGAUGAGUUGAAAAAGUUGGAGUAUUUCCGGGUACCUUUACGACUAUGGAAGAACGGAAGUGCGGAUGCAGUCAGGUUUAAUAUCGCCGAUAAUGUAAUUACACAUAUCCAGGAAGUGAUGGCAUGGCCUAGAGUACAAGCAAUCAACAUGCUCAUUGAACAUGGAGGCAAUCCAGAGACCCUCUUAAAUGCGAUAUUCUGA
Molecule: messenger RNA, 2211 nt
Organism: Paraglomus brasilianum
Lineage: Eukaryota; Fungi; Glomeromycota; Glomeromycetes; Paraglomerales; Paraglomeraceae
Source: the annotation of a GenBank genome assembly